UAGGUUAUUUGKYGGAUGGGUAUUKYCCCUUCCUUURAAGYAGUCAAGAUGUAGUCAAUCUGUGUCUGGAAAUCAAGAAAAAGCUCAUUUYGUGAGGUGAUCACACAUCCAUACCACCAAGAUCGAAGGCCAAGGUUGGGAAACCAAGUUUACGUUUUCCAGUGCCUUGAAAAUUGCUGUCUGGUACAUUUGUCACUUUAAAACUCAUCAAACYCUGGAUUACUCCAUAGUCUUAAUCAUUUCAAAAUGAGGUUUAUUCUACAAUCCAAGGAGCUUUCGCGCCUGGCUGUUGCAAAAAGUAAACUUCCAAAACAACAAUGUGGACUUUCCAGCAUGUCAAUGUAUGGUUCACAGACUCAACCAUGGUCAUAUGUUAGACAACAAACACUAGAUGAAUACGCCUCAAAGUCUUCCAUUCGUCUAACACCUUAUCAAAUGUUGUAUGCUGGGAAAUUCAAAGAUGGAAGUCACUUGAUUAAAAGUGCCCAAUAUUUACAGAAAGAGAUGCCCAUCAGAAUAGCAAGACGUGUUGUAGAUUUACAACAACUCCCAUACAUUGUUCUGUCCAAUCCAGUCAUGCAUGAUGUUUAUGAACUAUACCUCAGAGCAUUCAGCAUGCUAACAAAAUUCCCCAAGGUUGAAAGUCUUGAAGAUGAAGGUCGCUACAGUCAUCUUAUCACAGGGCUAUUAGAUGACCAUCAACAUGUAGUAACAAACUUAGCUGAAGGUUUUCAGGAAUGCAAAAAUCACAUUUCAUAUGAUGCUAUGGGGAAUUUUCUGGACAAAACUCUGACUUCACGUUUAGCAAUGAGGAUGUUAGCAGAGCAUCACAUUGGACUUAGGAAUGAAAAGCCCAAUUAUAUCGGCAUCAUUUGUACUCAUUUAAACUUAAAACAAGUCAUUGAAAGAUCAUGUGACUUUGCAAGACAAAUUUGUGAACAUCUAUAUGGUGUAGCACCAGGAGUCAUCAUCAAUGGACAUACAAAAGCAAUUAUUCCCUUCAUUCCUGCUCCUCUCGAAUAUAUUUUACAAGAACUAAUCAAGAAUGCAAUGAGGGCAAGUGUGGAAUAUCAUUAUGAUCAGCCUUUAGAGAUACCAAAUCUGGUUAUCACCAUCUGUACCAAUGAUACAGAYUUUUAUGUCAGGAUUUCUGACCGUGGUGGUGGGAUACCUGAAAAGAAGCUUAACAGCAUUUUUAAAUAUUCAUUUACAACUAUGAAAGAUCGAAGUGAAAUAAAACCCUCAGAUAAUCAAGGAAUCUUUGGAGCGAUUUGUGAGGGACACCCAAACAAUUCACCCAGUGGAGGACCAAUUGCUGGAUGGGGUUUUGGAUUGCCAACAUCAAGGGCUUAUGCCAAUUAUCUUGGGGGUUCCCUUGCUGUUCAAACUAUGGAAGGGCUUGGCACAGAUGUAUACUUAAGACUAGGUCACAUCACUGGGAGUAAAGAAAGUUUUCGUAUUUAGUCUUAUUAACAAACAUUUCAUGAGAAAUUAUAAGGUAUUGCAAAUAAUUUCUAUGUAAAAAUUGAGCUAAUAUAGUUUAAUAUAUAUAUGAAUGUUUUAUUUUGAUACUAGUGCAUGUUAUGGUUCAGUCAUGUGAAAAUAUGAAAUGUGAAUUUUUCAUGUAAUGUGAAGGAGAAUUUGGCCUUCAAUUACUGAACUUUGAUUUGACACCAUUGCAGCUGGCAUACUUACAAAAGAUUUCUCCUUARUAUCUAUUCACUCUUUCAACAUGGCUGCCAGUCUUUUGUCUUUUUAUCUUAAGGUAUUUAUUGAAACCAGCAUUUCAAGCAAUUCCUUGGAAACUGAARAGCUUUUUUGUACUGAUCAGGGAAUAAUGGCACAAAGGCAGAUUGAGAACAUGGAAUAAUGAUAUUAUAGUUUAUUACCUGUUUACCUGCAGUCAUUCACAGCGGUUACACUUUGUUACCAUAUUUGGUAAGACCCUUCCAUUUUCAUCUUCCAUGUCCUGUGAUUUUGAACCCAACAGUGUUUUUUUAAGUGUACAGAUUUCAUGGAACUAUAGUUGGCCCAAAUUUGAGCAUUUAUGUUUAUCUUUGUGUCAUAUAUACAUAAAACUCCAUUUUACAGUUCCAAGAGCYAUCUUGACAGGUUACCUAGAAUUUGCAUAGAAGCGAGGAGUUGAGCCUGCAAGCUUGCAAGCUCAACUGGCACUUGGAACUAAAAAAUGGAGUAUUGUUUUACAUGUAUUAUAGAAAUGUAUGUGCAUUUGUGUGCGCAUGAAAAAGAGGUAAAAUAAUUUGCCUUUCCAAAAUUAAAAAGGGGUCUGGAAAUGAGUAUGAAAAUACCCAUAUUUGAUGCUCCUUUCAAAAUGUGUUGAAAUUCUGACUCAGUCUUAGACCCAYUAUUUUGGAAAGGCCAAUUGUGGUGUUAUUUGCCACUUUCUUUGUAUAGAAAGCAUUUACGUCUGCUGAUAGAUUGUGAAUAGUUGCCCCCUGUGUGCCAUCUUGARWGUAAGGUGUGCCWUUGAAUCAAGAGAAAUUGUAAGAAAAAUGAUUGUGUUCCUGUUUUUUAGAAAGGUAUCUAUCAUUCUAUUGUUUGAUUCAAAGGUACAGUUAUUCAUUUUAAGGGAAAUAUUGAACCAUAGCCUAAUAAUUGCUAUACAAUAGAUUUUAUUCGCUCAGAGCAUCAUAUUUUUAGCUUGAAAAUGGUCACUUUUAAAAGCGAUCAUUUAAUUUAUCCAAAGCUGAACUGAUGAUAUGAUCAUCAUAAAAGCUAACAUCACUUUAACACAUAGAAUUGCUAUCUUUUGCAUAAUUGUCAUAACUUGAUACUCCCAACAAACUGAAAAAUAAUAUGAAAUUCAAGGGUAUAAAACAGUURCUGUAGACUUGUAAGAGUAAUAACGGAUUCAUUUUGUCAUGUAAAUAGCUAGGAAUUAUAGAGGUUGAAGUGAUUAUUUAUGGCUKUAUGCAAGCUGGAUGGGAUAAUAAAUGGAUUUGUGAUUUU
This is a messenger RNA of Exaiptasia diaphana, 2970 nucleotides long. Its product is annotated as 3-methyl-2-oxobutanoate dehydrogenase [lipoamide] kinase, mitochondrial. Lineage: Eukaryota; Metazoa; Cnidaria; Anthozoa; Actiniaria; Aiptasiidae. Gene Ontology annotation, cellular component: mitochondrion. Gene Ontology annotation, biological process: protein phosphorylation; regulation of glucose metabolic process. The record is from RefSeq and is a predicted model, not a curated record. Gene Ontology annotation, molecular function: pyruvate dehydrogenase (acetyl-transferring) kinase activity. The transcript has 10 exons. Bases 247 to 1464 code for a protein of 405 amino acids.